GCCCCUAUAUAAACCCAUCGCCAUUUUUUCAAAUUCACACACUCUCCGUUUCUUUUCACUACUCAAACAGCUUCAUUUUAACAUACCACUCCAUUUUAAUUGCUCAUAUGGAUUGAACAUGAAAAUUUCCAGUUCUCAUCAGGCCGUUUAGGCAAUAGAAAUUUCUCCUCAUUUGGGUUUUUCUUAUUACUGUUUCUGUCUGAAAUUUGCAUUCAUUGCUCUUUUAAAGUGACGGCUAUGGUUUUGUAUUGAUUUUUUUUGUCUAUUUUGAAAUGGGUUUUAGUGUUUGUUUGUGUUACUGGUUUAGCUCGUGUUUUUGAGUUUGGGUUUUGAUACAGGGUCACGUGUUGCCUCCCUUUUCACCACCGCCACUGGAAGUUUCCGGUUUAAACGAAAAGUUGUUUCUUGUUGUUCAAAAACCGGGUAAAAUGGCUAGUACCGGCGGCGGCGGUAGUGGUGGCAGAGGUAGUAGCGACUUAAAUACUUUAGAUAAGGCAGGUAAGAACAAAAGAAAACUAGUUGAGCAUUCUCCAGAGAGUCCACUCAGCCACCCAUCACCUUCGACUGAAUUUCCUCUGUAUGAGUCGUCCUCGGGAAAAUCUGAAAACCCACCUAGUGACCUUAUGCAUUCGGAGGCAGCAGCAGGCUCGUCUCAGUCGGAUGAUUGGGAUGAUCCUCUUGCAUGCCAACUCGAAGAAUUGUUGUUGUCUGGUAUACGCACCAUUUACCAAAAUGCCAUCAAGUUGCUGGGUAGGAGGGGAUAUAGUGAGGAUGUAGCUCAGAAAGCCAUGUCAAGGUUAAGCUUUUACCAUGGGGGUGCAGAUAUUGUUGAAAACAUUGUGAACGAUGCGCUGGCCUUGUUGAAUGACGGAAAAGGUCAUUCGAGAGAUAUUAUGUUUGAGGAUUUGCAGCAGAUGGUGGAGUUCACCAUGAUAGAAUUGGUUAAUGUGCUUAUGCAAGUCAAGCCGUCUUUAUCCAGCGGCGAAGCUAUGUGGCGGUUAUUAAUUUGUGAUAUCGACAUUUCACAGGCAUGUGCAAUGGAAGAAGAAAUCUCGGGUGAGAGCUCUUCUAGUUCUGCCCAAUCGAGCUUAACAUCGCAAAACUCAGAACUUCCUGGAUAUACCGAUAAGCCAAAUGCUGCAAAUUCUUCUCUGCCUCAUGACAGUCUUAAGCAAGAAACGCUAAAAUUUGGAAGUUUUAUGAAUCCGCCGAACACCAAAAGCUCCCCUACACAAGAAAAAGAGACUGUGAUUACUGUUUCAGACAUCUCGGAGAAAUCCUCGAGUGGCCAGGCUACAUCCCGACCAUUUUCCUUUGAAGAAAAAUUAAAGAUGGGGAGUAAAUCACUCAACAAGAAACAACUUGCAAGUUUGCAGAAAAGCUUGAAUGCAGAGAGGGCUAUACGAACUCAUGGUAAGUCGAUUUCUCAAUCGGGAAAGAUUUCUAGUCUCGGAAACAUUAUUUUAGAAAAAAGAUUGAGGUCUCCAUCAAAAUCACAUAGUUCGGGCUUAAAGAUUAAAGCCAAAGUGGAGUCUAUUACAGUCCGCGGAAGCUUUCAGGUCCCUGGCAAUGGUCCUGUUAUAUCUGCCCCAACUCCAGAAACAGCUGAACCUGUGGUAUCCGAUAAAAAGGCUUCACCAAAGCUUGAAGCUGGCGUGAAAUUGGUUCCUAAGAUAUCUGAUUAUUACGCUGGAAUGCCAUACGAUGAGUCUUCGGGACAGCAUAUCCCGCAAGACGCGAAAGAUGAAACAAUUCUGAAGUUAAUUCCUCAGGUAGAAACGCUGCAGAACGACGUACAGGGUUGGACGAACUGGGCGAAUCAAAAAGUUAUGCAGGCGACUCGUAGGCUCAGCAAAGACAAACUCGAACUGAAAUCACUAAAACAAGAGAAACAAGAGGCGGAAAAAUGCGAAAAAGAUAAGAAAAAUCUAGAGGAGAAUGCAAUGAAGAGGGAAUCAGAAAUGAAGUCCGCCUUGAGCAAAGCUACUAGCCAGUUUACGGCAGCCAGCUCGAAUAUUGAAAAGCUCGAGGCUCAACAAUCUCUUCUCCAGAAAGAGAUGGAGAGGCAAAAAUUACAAGCUGUAGCGUCUUCUGUGUACUGCAGUGAAGCAUUGAACAGAGAGAAAAAGGCACAAAAAGAUGUUGAAUCAAUUAAGGAACAGAGAAGCUUAUUAGAAGAGGAGCUGAAGAGUCACAAAAAUCAGGCUGCUGAACUGCAAAAUCAAAAAUGCAAGGCUGAGAAGGCAUUGAAUCAAAUUGAGGGUAAAUGGAACCGAGAGAAACAUAUGAGGGAAGCUUUAAUUGCACAGAUGGCAUCCAUAAGAUUCGAACGAGAGAAAAUUGAAGCUGCAGGUAAAAUACAGGAGGAUUUGCUGAGACAAAAAGCAGAAAAUGAAACGAGAAAACACAUGGAUGAAAUCGAGAAACUCGAGAAACAACUAAAUCAACUGAGAUUCAAAUCUAAUGCUUCGAGAAUAGCUGAUCUUAAACGAGGCAUGGAUGUAAAGUGCAAAGAUACUAAUCAGACAGUGAAAGGAAGACAAGAAGAUUGCAGUAAGCAUACUGGAAAGGCGGUGGCUGCGAAGGGAUUGAAGAGGGAGAGGGAAUGCGUGAUGUGCUUAUCGGAGGAGAAGUCGGUGGUGUUUCUGCCGUGUGCACAUCAGUUACUAUGUGUGAAUUGUAAUGAGCUUCAUGAGAAGAAGGGAAUGAAGGACUGUCUUACGUGUAGAACUCCGAUUCAGAUGCGAGUUGCAGCUCGAUUUGUUCCCAAUUGAGGUGGUGUUUAUGCCUAAUUUGCACGAGGAAUUGGGUAGUGGAACUGAAAUUUGUCAAUGCCAUUUUGUUUGUUUUGAGUCAUACACAGUUCAAAGUUAAAUACUGGUAAAGAAAUGUCAAGAUAAAAAAGUGAAUAAAAAGAUAGCAGUGAUAGAGACGAAUGUAACUCAUGAGUUUAUCUUGUAAGUAUUAGCCAAGGUAAAAAAAAGUCCUUCAAAUUA
Mercurialis annua (annual mercury) is the source of this 2996-nucleotide messenger RNA. Its product is annotated as putative E3 ubiquitin-protein ligase RF298. Lineage: Eukaryota; Viridiplantae; Streptophyta; Magnoliopsida; Malpighiales; Euphorbiaceae. The transcript has 3 exons. The record is from RefSeq and is a predicted model, not a curated record. Bases 429 to 2774 code for a protein of 781 amino acids.